CGGGGCCCGCCGGGACUCGCCCCCCUGCCCGCCCCUCUCCUCUAGCCCUGGUCGGCCUCGGCUCGGCCCCCGGCCCGCCCCUUCCAGCCCUCGGCACCACCCGCCGGCCGCUGGGCUCCACCACUCUGCACUCGCUGCCGGGGCCGCCUGGACAGGGAGCUUCGCUGGCGCGCUUAGCCGGCGACAGGGCAGGUUCGGGACGUCCAUCUGUCCGUCCGUCCGGAGAGAAAUUACAGAUCCGCAGCCCCGGGAUGGGACCGGCCCCGCUGCCGCUGCCGCUGCUGCUGGGCCUCUUCCUCCCCGCGCUCUGGAGUAGAGCAAUCACUGAGGCAAGGGAAGAAGCCAAGCCUUACCCGCUAUUCCCAGGACCUUUGCCAGGGAGCCUGCAAACUGACCACACAUCGUUGUUAUCCCUUCCUCACACCAGUGGGUACCAGCCUGCCUUGAUGUUUUCACCAACCCAGCCUGGAAGACCAUAUACAGGAAAUGUAGCCAUUCCCCGGGUGACCUCUGCCGGGUCAAAGCUCCUACCACCUCUUGCCUUCAAACACACAGUUGGACACAUAAUACUUUCUGAACAUAAAGAUGUCAAAUUUAAUUGUUCAAUCAGUGUACCUAAUGUAUACCAGGACACCACAAUUUCUUGGUGGAAAGAUGGGAAGGAAUUGCUUGGGGCACAUCAUGCAAUUACACAGUUUUAUCCAGAUGAUGAAGUUACAGCAAUAAUCGCUUCCUUCAGGUAUGUGUUCUUUCUUCCUUUUUUAUUUUUUUAUUACCCUAUCGUCCCUGCCUUCCACCUCUCCUCACUGCCUCCCAGUGCUGAUGUAUCCCCCGUGCACUGUGGGGCAGGAAGAGAUGGAAGAGAUCCAGCUGUCAUGUCUCAGAAUGCUGCAGAUGGGCAGGAUGAAAUUCUUGGGGGUGGUGGAAGAGUCAUGGAGGAAAACUUCUUGCUGCUGGGGAACAGUCGUUUCACUGGGUGUUGGUGUCAAGAUAUUCAAGGCCUGACGGAGAUGGCGGUCUUCAGUUGUGAGGCCCACAAUGACAAAGGGCUGACCGUAUCCAAGGGAGUGCAGAUCAACAUCAAAGCAAUUCCCUCCCCACCAACUGAAGUCAGCAUCCAUAACAGCACUGCACACAGCAUUCUGAUCUCCUGGGUCCCUGGUUUUGAUGGAUACUCCCCGUUCAGGAAUUGCAGCGUUCAGGUCAAGGAAGUUGAUCCACUGAGUAAUGGCUCAGUCAUGAUUUUUAACACCUCUGCCUCACCACAUAUGUAUCAAAUCAAGCAGCUGCAAGCCCUGGCUAAUUACAGCAUUGGCGUUUCCUGCAUGAAUGAAAUAGGCUGGUCGGCAGUGAGCCCUUGGAUUCUAGCCAGCACGACUGAAGGAGCCCCGUCAGUAGCACCUUUAAACGUCACUGUGUUUCUGAAUGAAUCUAGAGAUAAUGUGGACAUCAGAUGGAUGAAGCCUCCGACCAAGCGGCAGGCUGGAGAACUGGUGGGCUACCGGAUAUCCCAUGUGUGGCAGAGUGCAGGGAUUUCCAAAGAGCUCUUGGAGGAAGUUGGCCAGAAUAACAGCCGAGCUCAGAUCUCUGUUCAAGUCCACAAUGCUACGUGCACAGUGAGGAUUGCAGCCGUCACAAAAGGGGGAGUCGGGCCCUUCAGUGACCCCGUGAAAGUAUUUAUCCCUGCGCACGGUUGGGUAGAUCAUGCCCCCUCUUCAACUCCAGCACCUGGCAACGCAGAUCCUGUGCUCAUCAUCUUUGGCUGCUUUUGUGGAUUUAUUUUGAUUGGGUUGGUUUUAUACAUCUCCUUGGCCGUCAGAAAAAGAGUUCAGGAGACAAAGUUUGGGAAUGCAUUCACAGAGGAGGAUUCUGAAUUAGUGGUAAAUUAUAUAGCAAAGAAGUCCUUCUGUCGGCGAGCCAUUGAACUUACCUUACAUAGCUUGGGAGUCAGCGAGGAACUACAAAAUAAACUAGAAGAUGUUGUGAUUGACAGGAAUCUUCUAAUUCUUGGAAAAAUUCUGGGCGAAGGAGAGUUUGGGUCUGUAAUGGAAGGAAAUCUUAAGCAGGAAGAUGGGACCUCUCAGAAAGUGGCAGUGAAGACCAUGAAGUUGGACAACUUUUCACAGCGGGAGAUCGAGGAGUUUCUCAGUGAGGCAGCGUGCAUGAAAGAUUUCAGCCACCCAAAUGUCAUUCGACUUCUAGGUGUAUGUAUAGAAAUGAGCUCUCAAGGCAUCCCAAAGCCUAUGGUAAUUUUACCCUUCAUGAAAUACGGGGACCUGCAUACUUACUUACUUUAUUCCCGAUUGGAGACAGGACCAAAGCAUAUUCCUCUGCAGACACUACUGAAGUUCAUGAUGGAUAUUGCCCUGGGAAUGGAGUAUCUGAGCAACAGGAAUUUUCUUCAUCGAGAUUUAGCUGCUCGAAACUGCAUGUUGCGAGAUGACAUGACUGUCUGUGUUGCGGACUUCGGCCUCUCUAAGAAGAUUUACAGCGGCGAUUACUACCGCCAAGGCCGCAUUGCUAAGAUGCCUGUUAAAUGGAUCGCCAUAGAAAGUCUUGCAGACCGAGUCUACACGAGUAAAAGUGACGUGUGGGCAUUUGGCGUGACCAUGUGGGAAAUAGCUACGCGGGGAAUGACUCCCUAUCCCGGGGUCCAGAACCAUGAGAUGUAUGACUAUCUUCUCCAUGGACACAGGCUGAAGCAGCCCGAGGACUGCCUGGAUGAACUGUAUGAAAUAAUGUACUCUUGCUGGAGAACCGAUCCCCUGGACCGCCCCACCUUUUCAGUAUUGAGGCUGCAGCUAGAGAAACUCUUAGAAAGUUUGCCCGACGUUCGGAACCAAGCAGACGUCAUUUACAUCAACACACAGUUGCUGGAGAGCUCUGAGGGCCUGGCCGAGGGCUCCACGCUUGCUCCACUGGAUUUGAACAUUGACCCUGACUCUAUAAUUGCCUCCUGCAGUCCCCGCGCUGCCAUCAGCGUGGUCACAGCAGAAAUUCAUGACAGCAAACCUCAUGAAGGACGGUACAUCCUGAAUGGGGGCAGUGAGGAAUGGGAAGAUCUGACUUCUGCCGCCUCUGCUGCAGUCACAGCUGAAAAGAACAGUGUUUUACCGGGGGAGAGACUUGUUAGGAAUGGGGUCCCCUGGUCCCACUCGAGCACGCUGCCCUUGGGAAGCUCACUGCCUGAUGAACUUUUGUUUGCUGACGACUCCUCAGAAAGCUCAGAAGUCCUGAUGUGAGGAGAGUUGCGGGGAGACAUUCCAAAAAUCAAGCCAAUUCUUCUGCUCUAGGAGAAUCCAGUUGUACCUGAUGUUUUUGGUAUUUGUCUUCCUUACCAAGUGAACUCCAUGGCCCCAAAGCACCAGAUGAAUGUUGUCAAGUAAGCUGUCAUUAAAAAUACAUAAUAUAUAUUUAUUUAAAGAGAAAAAAAUAUGUGUAUAUCAUGGAAAAAGACAAGGAUAUUUUAAUAAAACAUUACUUAUUUCACUGAUCUUGCAUAUCUUAAAAUGAAGCUUCAGCUGCUCCUUGAUAUUAACAUUUGUACAGAGUCGAAGUUGCUUUUUCAAGUUCUUUUCUUUUUCAUGACUAUGAAAUGUAAAAAUAUUUGUAAAAUGAAAUGCCAUAUUUAACUUGGCUUCUGGUCUUGAUGUAUUUGAUGAGAAUGAUUCAUUCAAUGUUUAAAGUUUUAUAAUGGAUUAAUUUUCUGAUACGGCUUCCUAAUAAAAUAUGAAUAAGGAA
Molecule: messenger RNA, 3741 nt
Organism: Cercocebus atys (sooty mangabey)
Lineage: Eukaryota; Metazoa; Chordata; Mammalia; Primates; Cercopithecidae
Gene: MERTK
Product: MER proto-oncogene, tyrosine kinase
Exons: 20
Coding region: 252-3242 (996 amino acids)
Biological process (GO): cell surface receptor protein tyrosine kinase signaling pathway; positive regulation of kinase activity; protein phosphorylation
Cellular component (GO): signaling receptor complex
Molecular function (GO): transmembrane receptor protein tyrosine kinase activity; protein binding; ATP binding
Source: RefSeq, a predicted model, not a curated record